AAUUUUAAACGUGUUUCCAGCUUAAGGACUUCAUAGGUAAUUAUUUUUUCACUGUGAACUCGCCUUAUUCCUCAGCCAACCCUGCUUUCAAAAAGUAAGUGACAUUUCAAAAUGUACUCCGCCAUGACUACAGAUUCCCGUCGUCCAUGGAAGAAAAACCUAUACGAAAAUGUCGACUACGAAGAUAACUACACAGAUCCAUCAUUCCUCCAAGAUCUCCAAACAAACAUAAACGUCAAGUUCUAUACUCUGCCAGAAGCAAUUCAAGGUGCUACAAAACUCACCAAUCAAAUGUCCUGCAUAACUGGAUUCCUCAUUGUAUUCUACUUGCUAUUCUAUGAAAAAGCAUCACCAACUGACAUUCUACUACCUAGCGGUUUAGCAACUUGUCUAGGUUAUGUUCUUUGCCAUGGUCGUCAAUUGAAAUUCACCGAUUUAAUAGAGGAUUCCAAAACUCUUCUAGCUGUUUUAAUUUUUGGUUAUAUUUUCUCACCCUUGUUGCACAAAUUAACCGAUGCCAUUAGCACGGAUACAAUUUGUACAAUGACAGUUUUUGUAUUCAUUCUCAAUCUUGUAUUCCACGAUUAUGGUCUUGAUGUUGCAAUGGUCUCCAAGACGAUAUCAUUGAAUGCUGAAAUCUUUGGAUCAAUAUGUUUAGCUUCACGAUUAUCAUCUUCUUAUAGUGCAUUUGUACUUCUUGUGCAAUCAGCAAUAUUCUUUGUUUUGUAUCCAAUUUUUACGGCAAGAUAUUGGAGACCGUGGUAUAUGGGUCCAAUUUUUAUUAUUUGUUGUUCGUUUUUGUAUGGAAUUUCGACAGAAGGAUUUUAUAUUUAUAUUGUUAUUAUUGUUUUUAUAAAUUUUGUUUGUCCUUUGAUAUUUGUGUAUCAACAGAAAUACAAAAGGAAUAUUCAUGGACCAUGGGAUGAAGCUAUUGUUGAUGAAGCUAGCAGUAUUGAUAAAGAAUUGUAA
This is a messenger RNA of Episyrphus balteatus (marmalade hoverfly), 969 nucleotides long. RefSeq names its product phosphatidylinositol N-acetylglucosaminyltransferase subunit C (gene PIG-C). Gene Ontology annotation, cellular component: glycosylphosphatidylinositol-N-acetylglucosaminyltransferase (GPI-GnT) complex; membrane. The coding region runs from base 112 to 969 and encodes 285 amino acids. Gene Ontology annotation, biological process: GPI anchor biosynthetic process. NCBI's taxonomy places the organism in Eukaryota, Metazoa, Arthropoda, Insecta, Diptera, Syrphidae. The record is from RefSeq and is a predicted model, not a curated record. The transcript is spliced from 2 exons.